Molecule: messenger RNA, 608 nt
Organism: Lucilia cuprina (Australian sheep blowfly)
Lineage: Eukaryota; Metazoa; Arthropoda; Insecta; Diptera; Calliphoridae
Gene: Rpp21
Product: ribonuclease P protein subunit rpr2
Exons: 2
Coding region: 80-592 (170 amino acids)
Biological process (GO): tRNA processing
Cellular component (GO): nucleolar ribonuclease P complex
Source: RefSeq, a predicted model, not a curated record
UACACGUGAAUUGUCUUUUUUUUGUUUAUGUUAAAAAUUCUAUUUAAUAUUAAUAAAAACUAUUUAAUUUUAAAGCAAAAUGUCUCAAACCAAAACAAAAUAUAAUUUUCAAGGUAAAGAAUGUUUUAGUCGCAUGAAUUUUUUAUAUCAAGCUUCUCUACUAAUGGCUGGCAAAAAUAAUGCACUCUCCUCCUACUAUGGCGAACUUUGUAAGAAUGUGGGUAAAAAGGCUGUAUUAAGAAUAGAUCCCACAGUUAAACGUGAUCUUUGCAAACGUUGCUCUUUGGCCCAAAAGCCCGGCAUUACCAGUGAUUUAAAUAUUAAAAGUCUACGCAAGAGAAGAAAAUGGAAAUCAAGAAAUUCUCAAGAUGUGGAACAUUUAGAUCAGGAUUGUCAAAUGCAAAUGGCUUGUAAAUUGUGUGGUUAUCAAAGAAAUUUUAAUGUUAAGACAGAAUAUACAUUUUGGUUAGAAAAUCCUGAAUCUGUUGCAGAAGUUUGCAAUAUUAAGACUGAUGAAAAGCAGAAUAACAGAAUUAAAGAUUCUAAUGAUAAGGUUAUUACAAUAAAAAAGACUGAAAACAAUAAAGUUUAAAAAUGAAAACAGAAAA